Molecule: messenger RNA, 1824 nt
Organism: Plodia interpunctella (Indianmeal moth)
Lineage: Eukaryota; Metazoa; Arthropoda; Insecta; Lepidoptera; Pyralidae
Exons: 9
Coding region: 113-1708 (531 amino acids)
Source: RefSeq, a predicted model, not a curated record
UUUCAUUCUACAAUUUUCUUUUGACAAAUGUCAAAUUUUUCUGAUAUAAAUUUCCACAUAAUUUUCAUCUUAUUUCUGUUUCCCUUCUCUCAUCGAAUUGCCCCCAACAGCAAUGUCAUCGACAUCCAGCGCUUGUGACUGCGACGAUUUCUAUAGCUAUAGGGCACUAGGAAACAUGCAGGACCCAUGGUUCGAUUACUACCAAACUAUGGGGCACCCUCUUAUUUACUACGCUAAAGUGCAACCUUCAAUGCGAAGAAACAGGUCUCCUCGGGCGAAGAAAGGGAGUCCCAACUUUUUCGUUAAAGCAUUUCGGUGGUACACUCAGGAACAUCAUCCUCAAACCAAGGAACAAACAGCCGGAACAAAGACUCCGGAUUUUUCAAAUUUCGCCAACUGGCUGGACAGCAAGUACGGCCAGUUCAUCCAGGAGAACCAGCAGUACAAUUAUUACACGUCUGUCCAGUCGCCAAACAGACAAGAGCCUAAUGCGGUACCUCCCAGUCAUCUCAAAAAACGAAAGACCGCGAGUCAAAAAAAUGUCGCAAAGUCGUGUAACAGCUGCGAAUUCAUCAUGAAGCCAAAAAAACAAAUGUCGAUCACUACGUCAGAACAUCGGCAAGGAAAUAUCAGAACUGUAUCGGAAACUCUGGCCCAAAAGAAAAGCGCAGCAAAAUCGUUGAGCACGACCAGGUCGACCAGUCGCGUGUACGAUAUUGACUACCAAAAGUCCAUUGACAUCGUGAUGACUGAAGGUACCAUAAAUGAAAAGAAGGAAAAAUGCAGCUGUACAAAAACUGAAAUAUUGACAUUAUACGAAAAUAAAAGUAAACAGGAUUAUAAUAUGAAUAACGCCAGCAACAAAGAAUUACCAUGUAAUCAUGUAGAUGUAGAAUGUCAAUGUGAUACUGUUUCGAUGACAAAAACCGAUGCACACACUCAGUAUGACUAUAAGGUGACGGCUCCGCCUAAAACACAACAGCCUCGACAGGGGGCUCAAACUCCUAAGAGCGUGUCUAAUACCACUGUUUGCUGCAGCAGCUGCGUUUCGAGAAAUACAAAUAAGCCAGCUCAAAAUGUCGAGCAAGUAUCUAGUGGUCUCAAAGAGCAAGUGAAAAAUGUACCUUCAAAAAAGUCAUACCGUAAAGUUCUACAAUUAAAUGACGCGUCCUGCGAAUGCCUUAUUGAUUAUGAAAAUGAAACAACAAAAAAAGCGCCGACUCGUAAUAUCUCCUGCCAGUGUCCUGUUGAAUUCGACUUCCUUGCACUUAUACCUGCACCCGUACCUGCGCCAAUAGCUGCACCAAUGACAGCUCCUAAUGUAGCUCCUGUUAUCCCUAUUCCUACACCUGCACCGAAAAGUAUUGAUUGCGUUUGCACUCGUUCAUUUCAGGAUGCAGUAAAGGCUAUCUGUCAACAGAAUAUAACAAUGGUUGGACCUUAUAAGACAGAUGAGGAACAAAUACCGAUGGCUCCUAAGCUGACAACUACUGUCAUACCAACCGCAGUGACGGUCUCCUCGUCAGCCCCAAUGAAAAUAUGUACUGUACCACCCAGCCAUUUUGUUGUUCCGGCGAAGCCACAAUUCCGGACUGUCAACAAAGUGAACGAAACUGUACAAACGUCCAGUCAUUCGAUAUGUCUCGAUGAUGUGAAAUAUCCGUUGUUCAUGAAAAUUGUCCGAGCCGAUAAAUUAAUUGUCAAGUGAAAAGUGUGUAUGAUAAUGAAGAGAAAUGUAUUAUCGAUUUAAAUUUCAUGUAUUUGUGCCGUGUAUAUAAAAUAUGAAACAAAAAUUAUACAUUACAAUUUAUUUACAAAGUAUUU